Messenger RNA from Trichechus manatus latirostris (Florida manatee), 7786 nucleotides. RefSeq names its product KIAA0319 like. The transcript is spliced from 20 exons. Gene Ontology annotation, cellular component: Golgi apparatus; membrane; cytoplasmic vesicle. Gene Ontology annotation, biological process: neuron migration. Lineage: Eukaryota; Metazoa; Chordata; Mammalia; Sirenia; Trichechidae. Bases 2588 to 5755 code for a protein of 1055 amino acids. The record is from RefSeq and is a predicted model, not a curated record.
UGGAGCUCCUGGCCCGGCCAGGUUAGCCAGUCGCUGCUGGUCUUGUAGGUAUGGAGCUCGGGUCCCUGGCUGAACCCCGCUUCUUUCGGGCUCUGGCCUGUCAUGCAGCUCCCUCUAUCACCUAACAGUCUGACAGACAGACUGGACUCGGGGGGCUCCAGCCCUUCUUCCACGUUUGACCUCUGCAGCCUUGCCCUUAGCUGCUGUCUCUGGUCUGUGGUCUUCCCACCGGAAAGUUGAUGCAGAAUAAGGGGGGCGGGGUUGAGCACGAAGUGUAAAUAAUGAUAGGAGACCUGCGUUAUUCAGAAUUUCGAAGAUUAUGCCUCAGAGAGGGUCCUGAGGUGGCUGCGGUGAGCCGUCAAAAGACGGUGAGACGUCAAAAGAGGAAACCUCAGGCGGGAUUCCAGGAAAGCUUUGCCUUCUCUCACCUUAUGGUGGUCGUGCCCAACCAACGAUAAAUGAAGUUAGUGAAGAGCAUUAGCGGGCUCUCCUUGUGCUUUAGGUGAUUAACAGACUGGAAACUAGGAACAAACUGGAAAGACGACCUCCCAGAACAAUCUGUUCAUUCUUCCAGCUAUUUGGAAAACAGUGUCUGCAACUAUAAGCAAAGCUAUUCAUGGCAGUCUGUUCUGUAACUUUCCCAAGUAUCUGAGGCCUUUUUUUUUUUUUUAAGCUCUAUUCUUGAUUACUUAUACCAGCUGAAUAGGCACUUUCAGUCGUGCUCUCUCAUUGUUCAAACAUAUCUUAUCGCUUUGUACAUAAAUGGAGUUCCACGUAUGUAGCUGACAGACUGAACUAUGAUACGUCCCCCAUCAACCUGAAAUAUUAAGUAAACAUUACCCCCUGCUCUGUCUGAACAGCUGCUGCAACAGAGAGUGCUUUUAUUUUGGGUAUACUUGUAACGCCCUAAAUGCCAGAACUACUGCAAGCGUUUCUAGAUUUUCAUUUGUGAAGUAUUGUGGGGGGGAGUGUUCUCUCCCUGGGUUGUUACCCUUUGAUUCUGUAACCAAUGAUUUAGAUCUUGGUGAUGUGUUCUGUUGUUCCUACCUCCGGUCAGCAAGCCUUUAACUGGACCCUAGGAGUGAUUUGUAUCCUUAGGCAAUUGUAGGUUUCAGAGGAAUGACUGGUUUAGAGUUCAAAUGAAAUUAGCUCUGCCUCUCUCUUAUUCACACUUUGUAAAACACAGUGCUUCUAGUCAGGUUGCUAGCCCAGUGGUGUUUAUUACUCCUGUUUUUGAAACCUAUUCAUUUCUUUUAUGCUUCUGUCGCCUACCUGUCAGGCUGUUGAUGACAGGUGUUGAGUCACCUUGACUUUAAAAUCCUUUUGUGGCAGGCAGAAGUGUGUUGGGUAAGAUCCGUACACACACACAUACACAUGCUCACUCACUCAUUCCAGCUUGGAAGGCUAGAGAAGUUGCUGGAUAUACUUUCUAACUUAGGCUCCAUUUCAUAAUCUCUUGAACAUGUCUCUGACCCAUACACCUCCUUUCUGCUCUCUGCUCCCUAACAAAACUACAAAACAACUAGAAAUAGGAAUGGAUGGAAGUGAAUGAGAAAGAUGAAGUUCUUCAGUGAAAGCCUUUUCUUGGGUGGGCCACACCUCAGUUUUGCAGCUGUGUGUAUGUGUGUCUCCUGGUGUUAGCACUGAUAUCCAACCCAAGCAAUGCCAGUCAAUCUCUCUAUAUGCUGUGGGGUGAAGGUGGGGUGAGAUUGUCAGCUUGUGCCAUUUCCCAGGUGUGGCUGACAGGUGCACGUUUAGGACAGAAGAUUUUUGAACUGCUUCUUAAGAACACAGUCAGCUCUCAAUGUUGCCAAGAUUUACAUAAUUUAUACAGUAUAGUGAAGUUGUGUAAGAGGGAAUUGAUGGAAAACCAAUUUUUCUGCUGGAAGGGGCCUAAGUCAUUCAGCCACUGGCUUCUAGAGUAGCCGGCACACUGCCUGGCACAUAAUAGGAUCUAUGUAAAAUAUUUGUUGAAUGUAUAUAUGAAUUUAAGCCAGGAAUUGCAAAUGACUCUAGGGACCAAGGAGGUAACAUGGAAGUGUCAAUUGGAUAGAUUUUUAAGAUAAUGGUGGGGACAGCAGCACACUUGCGAGCGCAUACCCUGCCUGAAGCAGUCACAUUUUAAAAAUUAAGAAAUUCUGGGUCAGGCAGAACCCUCAGAUCAGUUGACCUUGACAGUCCAACCUCUUCUUUUUAUAGAUAAGAAAGUGUGUUUGGCUGAAGUAACAGAGCUGGUAGAAGCAGAGCUAGAACUAAAACUCAGAUCUUCUUUCUUCUAAGCUGAUACUCUUUCUGUUCUACCACAAAAGUGAUUUACUCUUAGAUUAGCAAAUAAUGGAAUAUAAAGUGUUUCAAGUUUAUAAUGGAUUCAUUUCAUCUCCCUUGCUGUGGUGUUAUCCCGAUAAUUAUAGGCUGUGUUAAAGCUCAGGUUUAAAAUUUAUGGGCAUGGAUGAACAGUGAAAGGCAGACUUAAAAAAUUUUUCUUCCUCUAAUGUGUCACAUUUUCUCGCAUUCCACGUUUUCAGGAAUCAAUUAUUAGUUACUUGGCAAAUAAUUUCUCUUUCUUUUUAGUGUACUGGUUCCGCCUAUGUGGAAGGCCAUGGAGAAGAGACUGGGAGCCAAGCCAAGCCCUGCUUCCUGGAUUUUAUCAAGAUAUUGUUGGCAGACUCCCGUGAAGUGGUUGAGAAGCCUGUACCUGUUUUAUACUUGUUUCUGCUUCAGUGCUCUGUCAUUGUCAGCAGAUGCCAGUGAGAGCAGGUGCCAGCAGGGGAAGACACAAUUUGGAGUUGGCCUGAGAUCUGGGGGAGAAAAUCACCUCCGGCUUCUUGAAGGAACCCCCUCUCUUCAGUCAUGUUGGGCUGCCUGCUGUCAGGACUCUGCUUGCUAUGCCUUUUGGUGGCUAGAAGGGAUGUGCAUUCAGGCAGACUGCAGCAGGCCCCAGAGCUGCCGGGCUUUUAGGACAGACUCUUCCAAUUCCGUGCUGGUGUUUUUAAAAAAAUUCCAAACUGCAAAUGAUUUGGGAUUUCCACCUGAAGAUGAUGUACCACAUCUUCUGGGGCUAGGCUGGAGCAGGGCAUCUUGGAGAAGGCAGAGCCCAACCAGAGCGCCAGUCAUUCCUGCUGUAUCUUCCAGUGACCAGCAGAGCUUAAUCAGGAAGCUUCAGAAGAGAGAGAGUCCCAGUGAAGAAGUAUUUGCACCUGUAGUCACACAGCGUUUUAUAAAGAAUGACUCCAAGGAACUAGGUGGUCUGAAUACCAGUGACUCUGCAGAGGUCCACAAGGCAGUUACAAUUUCCAGUCAUUUAACCACAGACCUGACUGCAGAGAUUCCUGAAUGGCCAAAGAAUAUAUCAGUCCAACCUGAGACUUUGGAAGAUCCUGAUAGUAUACCCAGCACUCAGCAAGUAAAAAGUCCUGGGAAAACCCAGAUUGCUACCACUCUGCCAGUGGCUCCCUCCUCCAGUUAUGUUACCCCUACCCCCCAGGCCUCUUUCCAGAGCCCUUCAGUAUCAUACCCAGUUGUAAAGGAACUGGUAGUAUCUGCUGGAGAGAGUGUCCAGAUAACGCUGCCUAAGAAUGAAGUUCAGUUAAAUGCAUAUGUUCUCCAAGAACCACUCAAAGGAGAAACCUACACCUACAAGUGGCAGCUGAUUACUCAUCCUAAAGACUACAGUGGAGAAAUGGAAGGGAAACAUUCUCGGAUCCUCAAAUUAUCCAAGCUCACUCCAGGCCUGUAUGAAUUCAGAGUGAUGGUAGAUGGUCUAAAUAGCCAUGGGGAAGGCUAUGUGAACGUGACAGUAAAACCAGAGCCCCGGAAGAACCGGCCUCCUGUUGCCAUCGUGUCACCACAGUUCCAGGAGAUCUCUCUACCAACCACUUCUACAGUCAUUGAUGGCAGCCAAAGCACUGAUGAUGAUAAAAUCGUCCAGUACCACUGGGAGGAACUUAAGGGACCUCUGAGAGAAGAGAAGAUUUCUGGAGAUACGGCCAUACUAAAACUAAGUAAGCUCGUCCCUGGAAACUACACUUUCAGCUUGACUGUAGUAGAUUCUGAUGGAGCUACCAGCUCUACCACUGCAAGCCUGACAGUGAAUAAAGCUGUGGAUUACCCUCCUGUGGCUAACGCAGGCCCCAAUCAAGUGAUCACGCUGCCCCAAAACUCCAUCACCCUCUUUGGGAACCAGAGCACCGAUGAUCACGGCAUCACCAGCUAUGAGUGGUCACUCAGCCCAAGCAGCAAAGGAAAAGUGGUGGAGAUGCAGGGUGUUAGAACACCAACCCUUCAGCUCUCUGCAAUGCAGGAAGGAGACUACACUUACCAGCUCACAGUGACUGACACAAUAGGACAGCAGGCCACAGCUCAAGUGACUGUUAUUGUGCAGCCUGAAAAUAACAAGCCUCCUCAGGCAGAUGCAGGCCCAGAUAAAGAACUGACCCUUCCUGUGGACAGCACAACUCUGGAUGGCAGCAAAAGCUCGGAUGAUCAGAAAAUUAUUUCGUAUCUCUGGGAAAAAACCCAGGGACCUGACGGGGUGCAGCUGGAGAAUGCUAACAGCAGUGUCGCCACUGUGACUGGGCUGCAAGUGGGAGCCUAUGUGUUCACCUUGACUGUCAAAGAUGAGAGGAACCUGCAAAGCCAGAGUUCUGUGAAUGUCAUUGUCAAAGAAGAAAUGAACAAACCACCAAUAGCCAAGAUAACUGGGAGUGUGGUGAUUACUUUGCCCACAAACACAGCAGAGCUGGAUGGCUCCAAGUCCUCAGAUGACAAAGGAAUAGUCAGCUACCUCUGGACUCGAGAUGACGGGAGCCCAGCAGCAGGGGAGGUAUUAAAUCACUCUGACCAUCAUCCUAUCCUCUUCCUUUCCAACCUGGUCGAGGGAACCUACACAUUUCAUCUGAAAGUGACUGAUGCAAAGGGUGAGAGUGACACAGACCGGACCACUGUCGAGGUGAAACCUGAUCCCAGGAAAAACAACCUGGUGGAGAUCAUCUUGGAUGUCAACGUCAGUCAGCUAACUGAGAGGCUGAAGGGGAUGUUCAUCCGCCAGAUUGGGGUCCUCCUGGGGGUGCUGGAUUCCGACAUCAUUGUGCAAAAGAUUCAGCCGUACACGGAGCAGAGCACCAAGAUGGUAUUUUUUGUUCAAAACGAGCCUCCACACCAGAUCUUCAAAGGCCAUGAGGUGGCAGCAAUACUCAAGAGUGAGCUGCGGAAGCAAAAGGCGGAGUUUCUGGUAUUCGGAGCCCUGGAAAUCAAUACUGUCACAUGUCAGCUGAACUGUUCUGACCAUGGCCACUGUGACUCAUUCACCAAGCGCUGUGUCUGUGACCCUUUUUGGAUGGAGAAUUUCAUCAAGGUGCAGCUGAGGGAUGGAGACAGCAACUGUGAGUGGAGCGUGUUAUAUGUUAUCAUUGCUUCCUUUAUCAUUGUUGUUGCCUUGGGAAUCCUGUCUUGGACUAUGAUCUGUUGUUGUAAGAGGCAAAAAGGAAAACCUAAGAGGAAAAGCAAGUACAAGAUCCUGGAUGCCACCGACCAGGAAAGUCUGGAGCUGAAGCCAACCUUCCGAGCAGGCAUCAAGCAAAAAGGCCCGAUGCUGAGCAGCAGCCUGAUGCACUCCGAGUCAGAACUGGACAGUGACGAUGCCAUCUUCACGUGGCCAGACAGAGAGAAGGGCAAACUCCUGCUUGGUCAGAAUGGCUCCGUGCCCAAUGGGCAGACCCCGCUGAAGGCGAGGAACCCACGGGAGGAGAUCUUGUAGCCACUUGGUCUGUCUCCUCAGGGCAGGGGGUGGGCAGUGUCAGGGCCCAGAGCACUGUCAGGUUGGGCUCUCAGGCCUCCCAAGUCUCCGGGCAGCUAUUCUCCCUGCACCCUAACUCUCCAGCCAGAACUGCUGGUACUUGAAUCCAGAGACGUUCUCCAGGAACUCCUGAUGAAGCUGUGAAUUAAGAGGUUUCUUCUUUAAACUUGAUAGGCCCCCAAAAGAUAACAUACAUCUCAGGGCUUCAUCUUUGGCAAACUCCUUCCCUGCCCCAGGGUUGCAUACAGCCAGUCCCUGGCCUCCUCUCCAGCUCCUCUGUUAGCAGCCUGGCUGCUCAAGAGUACCUGCAGGAAGUGGGGAGGCCUGGCUGUGGCCCCGGGAAGUUCUGCCAAGAGCUCCACGCCUCCCCCUGCACCUGCGGCACAGAACCGAGCGCCACCAGCCUCCUGCGAGCUGCCUGUGGCCUGUUCUCUGCUGUCUGUCUCUGGGAUGGGGUGCGCCCUCUCACUGGGCCAAGAGGAAGUGGCUAACCCAUUCCCUCACCACUGAUGCUGGGAUGGUUGUACAGACCUGGUUUCUGGUGCCCUUAGCACUGGAGCCCCACCCCCUUUUCCGUCUGCCCAAGGUUAUGGGAGGACCAGCCCUUUCAGGGAUGCAGAGGCUGUUGGGCCCCUGUGGCUGCUGGGGCUGUGGUGUCGGAGCAGCCAGGCUGAUGCAGACUGUCUCCCCUCCUCUUCUUUGGGCCAGCACUUGCUGCUUCAGGGCUCAGGCCAGCACUCCUGUCCCCAGAAGAGACAACACACACUGACUGGAAUAUCGUGGCAUGAGAGUGCAUGUGUGCGACUGCCCCACCGUGGUCUUCUCACACCCAUGUGUGUCUUCUCUGUGUCCCUUGCAUGUGUGUUUACGUUAGAGUGCGCGCGUGGGCAUCAACUCUUUGUAGGGCUCUUGGCUACUCACAAGGCAGCCUUGACUUGGAAAGACCUUCAACUCCUUGGAACAGAGACUUCCUAAAUGCUUGUGGCCCCACCACGGGUUCCUCAGCCACGGUGUCUGGGUGUGGAGGAAUGGGAGCUUGAGGGGAGAGACUUUUUAAAGAAAAGACUUAACAGUUUGUACUACUGCACUCCUGUCUGUUGUGAGAUGAUUAAACCUGCUAUUUAAUUGUACACCUGCCUGCUGGGUGUGCUGCAUCUCUGACCUGCACCACAGGUCCAGCCAGCUGUGCCUCUGUGAUGCGCUGGCCACUGGUACGGAAGUGUCAGGCUGGCGUCAGCGUGUGGCCACAGUGCUGGGACCCUGCCUUAGCUUCCUGCCCAGCGUUGACGGACAGGAGCCAAUCACUCCUGCGCCCCUGCUGGCCAACUGCUACCCUUGGCCAAGGGAGGGGAGUUUUAUGUCCUUUUCUUACCUUUUGUUAACACAAACAUGACCCCUGUCCCCAUGUGUCCAAGCUGGGGGACACAGAGUGUCCUCAAGUCCAGGCUAUGGCCUUUAGAGUUUCUGGCCACUGCUCUUCCCUUUUCGGUUCCCAAAUCAAUAGGGUUGGCCACAUGCCUCCAGACACAGUCAUUGUAUAUUGUUCAUGGAGCACCUUAAGGGUCGUGUGGGGUAGAAGAAGGGCUGGUGUUCAAUCUUGGACCCCCAGAAAGGGAGAGGAGGACCACUGAGCCAUAGCAAGAUGAAGUAAUUUAGCCCACACAGAUAGUAAAUGAAAGGAUUAGAACUCAGGCCCAGCAGAGCCUGAGUUCUCAAACUUCAGCAUGGAUCAGAAUUCCCUGGAGGGUUUGUUAAAACACACAUUGCUGGCCCUACCCGAGUUUCUGACUCAGUAAAUGAUGAGAGUGUGCAUUUCUAACAAGUUCCAGGAGAUGCUUAAGCUGCUGGUCCAGGGGCCACACUUUGAGGACUGCUGGUCUCAUAGAGCAUAUUUAGUGCAACAAGAAUCAGAGGCAGCACGUCACCUGUUCUGAUUAUUUAUUUUAUAUUUUAUUGUACUUUAAGGGAAAGUUUACAGUUCAAGUUAGUCUC